AUGAAUCUUGAAUUUACUGCGACGGAAACUAUUACGCGUAAUAAUGGUCAAAUUAAUCAAAUUCUUUAUCAAUUUGAAGAAUUUACUGUUGAAAAUGUGUCUCUUGCUAAACUCAUUCCAGAUGCAUUAUCAUUCGAUAAUUUUGUUCUUGUUUUACAUCCAUUUAUAAUGGGAUAUUAUCAACAUGAUGAAUUGAAACAAGCAUUUCAAGUUUUAGAUAGAGACUGUUCUGGAUCUAUUCAUAUUGAUGAAUUGGGAAGGUUUUUACCAUUUAUUAAUGAAUAUGCAACAAGUGAUACUUUGAAAAAUUAUAUUAGAAAAGUUAAUAUAAAUACUGAUGAAAAUUUAAAUUAUGAUGGUUAA
Molecule: messenger RNA, 363 nt
Organism: Rotaria sp. Silwood2
Lineage: Eukaryota; Metazoa; Rotifera; Eurotatoria; Philodinida; Philodinidae
Source: the annotation of a GenBank genome assembly